UUUAGUUCUGAAAUUAUAUUCAGAAGAGGGCCGGAGAUCUUGUCCUGCUGCUUGCUAUUUUUGUGUAAUUCCCAUUUGUCUACACAUUGUAGGUCCUGCUCCCGCGGAAUGAUGGCUCUCUUAUGUUGCAGCAUAAAAUCCCUGAGAAUUAUCAAAAUCGGGCAAUGUUGGUGGCAUCUGAGUGGCGAAUAUUCUUCUAUCCAUUGAUCGCCCUCAACUGGCACUUUCCAACGUACAUGUGCAGCUGCAUAACGAUGGGAGACAGUAGAGUUCGGGAGGGAAAUCGGCCGGAAAAAGUGCUUUUCACCAUACCAUCUGCAAAAGAAAUCGCCAGGUUAGAGCAUGGAAAAUCGAAGGUUAAGUCCUACUUCAGAAGCCACUUUGGGAACCGUCUUUCAGCUUCACAGUCCAGGGGCCAAGGACCCUCAACUGAGCAGACCAGCUCAAGAACAGUCCCUCCCUCAACAGAAAAUCUGCCCAGUUCCAAAGCAGCAUCUGCUGAAGCCAAUACUACAGUCACAGGCUCUACCGGCUCAACGCCACAUGGCAAUAUUGAAGUCAAUGGCAGGACUGUCAGCGCGUCUGUUGAUGGUGACCCCAAGGUCAACAGUUCAUCUGCAUCUGUAGGUAUGGAUCCAAGUACCUGCGGCAUGCGCGGUGAGGCAGGCAUGGCAGGUGGCAACAUCGGCCGUGGUGCCAAAAGGAAAAUAGGGUCCGCCUUUGCCGACAAGUUCUCCGCGUUGAGGGACGAGUCCGACUAUGAGGAACCAAUGGCCAAGAGACCUGCUGUAUCCACUGCAGUAGUUGCCGCACCCAUCACGACAGCUGCUAAGGCACCGUCUGGAACGAACACCAUUAUAGUCAACACAAGACAGCGAGGCAAUCCCAUUCUCAAGCACAUCCGGAAUGUGCCCUGGGAGUAUGGUGACAUUGUCCCUGACUACGUCAUGGGCAGAACUGCCUGUACGCUCUUUUUGAGCCUGAGGUAUCACCAUCUCAACCCAAACUACAUCCAUGACAGACUGAAGGACCUGGGUCAUCAUUAUGAACUGCGGGUGCUGUUGGUACAGGUCGAUGUGAAAGAUCCCCACCAUUCAGUGAAGGAACUGGCUCGCAUGGCCUUAAUGGCAGACUGCACUCUCAUUCUAGCGUGGAGUGCUGAGGAGGCAGGCAGAUACUUGGAAACUUACAAGUCCUAUGAGAACAAAUCGGCAGAUGCCCUAAAGGAGAAGAUUGAAACUGAUUAUCUGUCCAAGGUGACAGAUGUCCUCGGCACAGUAAAGUCGGUCAACAAGACGGACGCCGUCACACUGAUUUCAACGUUUGGGACGUUUGACAAGAUCCUUGCAGCAUCAAAGGAAGAUCUCUAUCUGUGCCCUGGGUUUGGACCUCAGAAAGCUCAGAGAUUGUAUGAUGUGCUGCAUGAGCCCUUCUUGAAGACAGCCAAAGAUACAUGGAAGACUGCAGCCGUGGAGACCACAGCGGAGGCAUCAGCAGAAGACAGCAUGCCAACAACAUCAAAACCAGGUUGACGAUGGAAACCAGCUGAUUGUAAAUAAAGUUAUGCCCCUUGAAGUAUAUUGUACAGUUUUCACCACAAACAGUUCAUUUGAGACCAAGGUAGGCUUCUCACCAUGAAAUAAACCAUGCGUGGGGGUGGGGCAUCUUCUCAUCAGUAUGGGGGUACUUUGACAUCAAAGUCUGUUGGGCCCUUGCUGCCCUUCAUAAUGACUUUUGACAAUACAAAGCAAAAAAGAUCAACUGUCAUGAUGUUCUUCCAUUUUAUUUGUCUGGAUGAAAAUUUACAAACGAACGGUCGGGUUUUCCUUUCAAGCAAUUUGAAUUUAUUGUCCUACACAGUUUUUGCAGAAUCAAUUUCAGUAAUUUCCUCAUGGAUAUCUAACUUUAAUAUGGAAUUUGGUUUUAUUAAAAAACUUUCACAGUGAAACUGGCAAAUA
Messenger RNA from Acanthaster planci (crown-of-thorns starfish), 1958 nucleotides. RefSeq names its product ERCC excision repair 1, endonuclease non-catalytic subunit (gene ercc1). Gene Ontology annotation, cellular component: nucleotide-excision repair factor 1 complex; nucleus; ERCC4-ERCC1 complex. The record is from RefSeq and is a predicted model, not a curated record. Gene Ontology annotation, molecular function: single-stranded DNA binding; damaged DNA binding. Gene Ontology annotation, biological process: UV-damage excision repair; mitotic recombination. NCBI's taxonomy places the organism in Eukaryota, Metazoa, Echinodermata, Asteroidea, Valvatida, Acanthasteridae.